CGUUUCUGUUGAGACAUGCAUUGUUGAGUGUUCAGAAUUCAGCAGUGACUCCAGUCUUCUUAAACACACGAGUCACGGAUAAAAGCAACGCUUCUCUGAAACAGUCCACAUUUAUAGGCGUUAUAACUCGGGCACUUAUGGUCAGGCUCCCUGUGAGGACCUCUCAGUCCAGCAUGGCUGCGCCCGGCGGGACUCUGAACUGUGAGGACUUUUCAAUGUUUCAGGAGGUGCUAAAAGCGAUGCGCAACAUUGACGACCGGAUUGUCCAUGCGCUCAACACCACUGUGCCCACUGCAUCCUUCUCAGGCAAAGUGGACGCUUCUCAGACCUGCAGAGAGCUCUAUGAGUCCCUGUUGGAGGCUCACCUCAGUAGAGAUAAGGCAAUAAAGGCAUGUAUUACAGAAACCUCAGCUGUCGUCGCACAGUUACGUGAAGAGAGGGCGAAGGACGGUGACAACCUGUCCAUCAUCAAGCAACUCAGGAAAGAGCAAACCAAGUUAAAACUCAUGCAGUCUGAGCUGAACGUUGAAGAAGUUGUCAACGACCGCAGUUUGAAGGUUUUCAGUGAAAGGUGUCGAAUCCACUACAACCCUCGCCAGUCCAAGUGAAUUCCUGUUUAUUUUAUGAGAGAUGCAUAGUGUUCACACACAAAUGACUAUGGGACACAGCUGGAUGCAGUCCGGGACAUUGCUGCCCCCCAGUGGCCCCUCGAAGCCCCCCGUCCCUGGUUAGCUGUGUUAUACUGUUCUACAGUAAUGCAAAAAAACCUGCUGUCCUCCUCUCUUGUCUUCAAACAGCUGUUGUACAAAAUGGAUUUUAUAAACAAUUGUUUUUCCAGUGGCCAA
Messenger RNA from Pygocentrus nattereri (red-bellied piranha), 845 nucleotides. It is a transcript of the gene mix23, whose product is annotated as coiled-coil domain containing 58. Gene Ontology annotation, cellular component: mitochondrial intermembrane space; mitochondrion. The record is from RefSeq and is a predicted model, not a curated record. Lineage: Eukaryota; Metazoa; Chordata; Actinopteri; Characiformes; Serrasalmidae. Bases 138 to 608 code for a protein of 156 amino acids. The transcript has 5 exons.